CGAAACGCGAAGGUCCUACGUCGUCCGAGCCUGCGUCAAGUCCGUCGACCUCGUGAUGCCCCUCGUGGUGUGGAAGAUUCAGACGGACACGGUGCCAGACGUGACGCCGGCAUUCACGGCACUGCACGCUGUGCGCGAGGCGGUUCGCGUCCUGCUGGCUGCGUACGGACCCAGCACAGCGGCUCGCGUGUUGCCUGCCACGCGCUUCAUGUCGGUCAACGCGCUCAACAUGAGCGUCACCUGGCCCAUGCUGGACGCCAUUUACUCGUUUCUGCCGCAGGUGAAGGCAGAUGGCAGCUACUUCCGCGUACUCGUCGGUGCUACGACCGCCACGGUGCGCUUUUUCACUCGGUCGCUGCGCCAACCCAAAAGCAACGUGUACCACGUAGCCGGGGUGGCACCGCUGCGCACCUACCGGCUGCUGGUCGCACGCGAGCUGGUGGUCAAGGACUACCUUUUCCGGCCGCCGCUCACCGAGGACCGGCAUCCGCCCGCCGUGCUGGCAGCGGUCUUGGGAACGACGAUCGCGCAGCAGAUCUUCGCGCUGCUCUCGAUCUUGUUCUUCUACAACGACCGUUUCGAGCCAGUGGCGCCGGCGGAUCUGGGCCCGGAGCUGAUCGCCAUCAGAGCAGAGCUGGCGCGGUACCGUUUGCUGCUGGCUAAUCGGACGAGCGAGCUGGGAACGCUGCGCGCGAGUGAGAUCCGGCUGCUGACUACUCUCAGCCUGGCCGCAACCGCCGCCAGCCACGCGGCGUCCUUUCUGGAAGCUCGCUGGUCAGGAACGGCGUCGCUGGGAGCGACUACGGGACACGGCGGCGACGCCACGUUCGGCGGUGUCCCUCGCGACAAGCUCUUCUUCCUCGUGAACUGCUUCCCGUCUUGCGGACUCUCUGGCCGGGAACGGAUUAUGCAGGCAUGUCCCGACCGAUUUUAAAUUCCUGAUCACCUUCCACAUAAGUUCCGCUAAGGGCGUGGAACACUUCUGCAAAUAUGGGAAGUCUAUGUGGAACGAAGUUAAGAUGUUCAACUUUAUUAGUAGAUGUUAUGUGGGACAAAAAUCAGGACGAUAUACAGGAACAGUGGCAAAGGAGCUGGACCGAAGGAAGAGCCUAAAGUAUGUUCCAGUUACUUAAUAAACAGAGAUAUAGUAAUGGCAGAAAGAAAAGGAUGCA
This is a messenger RNA of Dermacentor andersoni, 1172 nucleotides long. Lineage: Eukaryota; Metazoa; Arthropoda; Arachnida; Ixodida; Ixodidae. The record is from RefSeq and is a predicted model, not a curated record.